AUGAAUCAAGACUAUUUUGGAUUGCCCAAGCCGGAGAAGGAGUUGCAUGCUCUGAUGGGUAUUAUGAAACUACGGAACGUUGGAAAGUUUGACGAACAGAAUGUUAAGUUCAAAAAGAGCGCAUUCCAGACAAAAGUUUUGGAAUGCGUUUAUGAAAUAACGUGCUUUCCAUCCUCAAGUACCAGGAAAGACCUAGCAAUACUCCUGUCAAUGCCAGAGAAGAGCGUGCAGGUGUGGUUUCAAAACUCACGUCAAGCCAAUAAAAGAUUAAAGAAUCACGUUUCAAUGCAAAAUACAGAAAUAUUUGAAGUAACGGUGCCGCAAAUACUAGAAAUCAUUAAGAAUGUUAAAAUAAGUCUGAAUUAUCAAUAA
Messenger RNA from Vittaforma corneae ATCC 50505, 372 nucleotides. RefSeq lists its product as uncharacterized. NCBI's taxonomy places the organism in Eukaryota, Fungi, Microsporidia, Nosematidae. Gene Ontology annotation, molecular function: DNA-binding transcription factor activity, RNA polymerase II-specific; RNA polymerase II cis-regulatory region sequence-specific DNA binding. Gene Ontology annotation, biological process: cell differentiation; regulation of transcription by RNA polymerase II. The coding region runs from base 1 to 372 and encodes 123 amino acids. The record is from RefSeq and is a predicted model, not a curated record. The transcript has a single exon.